CAAAACCGAAGCGACUGAGAUCCGAGAGCUCCAAUGCACGCCAAGCGCUCGACCGAAGUGCAGCGCGUUCUUCUCUUUAAAAAGAUCUUUUCUCUCUUGGAGAGAAAGAAAGAAAGGAAGAAGAGAGAGAAAGAAGAAUCGAUCUAUAGAUCGCGAGUUUCGUGUCGAUAGCGCGAAAAACGAUACUUUUUUUAACAUACGAAAAGAAAAAUUCCGGUGCAAGAAGAUGACGCGAAAAAGUUUCGAACUCUACGGCUGCUUCAUCUUUCUUCUGAUCGUCCAGUUGGAGCAAUUGUUACUAUUGCAGAAGGGAGGGAUUAUCGUUGAAGCUAGAAUGGAAGCACAAUUUGAAAAAUGUUGUGGCCUUGGUACUUCAUGGGCAAUGGAAGGACUUAAAUGUGAGAAAUUUACUGGACCAGUCAGUGGGGUACCUAGAGUCGAACAGGGUCUCUGUUUAGAAGCUGUAGAUAUUUGUUGCGUGCGAACUUAUCACGAUCAACAGUGUGAAAAAGGAAAAGCUGAUGCUCGAAAUGGCUUGGCUUGCGUUACGAGCACCAGCGUGAAAAUACCAAGACGAGGAGAUUAUCAUCGUGAUUGUUGCGAGGGUUGCAAGCUCGGAAUACUUGCCGGUUCUAUGGGCCAAGGUUGCUCAUUCAAAACAUUCACUUUUGGAAUCCCAUGGGAUCCUGCAUUUUUACAAUGUUGUUACGAAGCAUUACCGAACACUACAUUGGCUACGGAUACCACAUAUUCUACGCUUUCAUCCGAUAGCAAUACGGAAACCGAAUCUGAGACUUCUCUAUCCAGUUCCUCAAUGACGUCUCCAUCUUCGGAAUCGUCUUCUUCCUCUUCGUCCUCGCCUUCUUCUCCUUUCUCGACCGAUUCGACGACAAUUCCUACGCCUCCGUUGGACGAUAUUUGUCAACUGAUGAAAGGUCUUCUCUGUACCGACAUAUGCAUACCAACUCCAGGAUCUUAUUAUUGCGCUUGUCGCGAAGGAUUUACUCUUCUGGAAGAUGAAAAAACUUGUAGACAAGAUCUACCGACCGAUAGGUGUAAGUCCACUAAUCCUUGCGAGCAACGAUGUACAGACACUGGUGUAGCAGUCCUUUGCAGUUGCAAUCCUGGAUUCGAAUUGGCUGAUGACAAACGUUCCUGUAUUCCGAAAUCAACAACGAAUAGUACUGGAUCGACUGAAACCGACGAGGAUAACGAAUUGUUACCUCUCUGUCCUGCUGGUUAUCGCUAUGAUUCUACUUUACAGGUUUGCAAUGAUAUAAACGAAUGCUUGGAAAGAAAGGUUCAGUGUCCAGGACGAUGUGAAAAUACCAUAGGAUCGUUCAGAUGUAUCGUGAAAACACAAAAAAAGGCAGCUUACGAAGCCUGUCCUCCUGGAUAUCAAUGGGAUGCUCGGACUAAGGUUUGCACAGAUAUUGAUGAAUGUAUCGUAACACCAAAUGUAUGUAUAGAAAGUACACAUUUUUGUGUAAACACGCAAGGUAGUUUUUCCUGUCUUGAAAUGGUAGGUAUAAAGUCAUGUCCUGCGGGAUUCAAAUUCGACAAGAUAUCUCAGAUAUGCAAAGACGUAGAUGAAUGUGCUGAAGGGAUACAUAGUUGUUCGGAGGAGACAGAAGAGUGUAGAAAUAUUGCUGGAGCUUAUGAGUGUGAUAUUAAGUGUCAGAAGGGAUUCGUUUAUAGUAUUAGUUUUGGAAAUUGUAUUGAUUUGAAUGAAUGCACUGAAACCAUUAUGCCUUGUCCCGAACCUGGAACACAAUGCGUUAAUACGAUCGGUGGUUACGAAUGUACAAGAAUGUCCAGAUCAAAGGAUUCUAUUCCUUUUGAUUCUUCGUUGAAUAAAACGGUGUGGAAUUUUGAUUGUCCUGCUGGUUUUAAAUCGUCACCAAAUCUCACGGAAAAUUGUAUCGAUAUUAACGAAUGCACUGAACAGCUUCAUAUCUGUGAAUCGGACGAGCGAUGUCUCAAUGUUAUCGGUAGUUACAGAUGUGAACUGUUAAUAUAUACUGACGGAAAUGAUAAUGAAGAAGAACAACAACAACAAAAAAGAGAAAGAGGUACAAUUUUGUACAAUAGGGAUUACAAAACAGGAAUUCAAACGACGAUACCUACGACGAUGAAUGAAAUGAACGGCUUAUCGUGUGAUUCUGGAUAUAAGUUCGAUCCAAAAACUAGAUUAUGCGUUGACGUGGAUGAAUGUGUUAGUGGGAUAGCUGUAUGCCGUGUAGGAGAACGUUGCGUGAAUUCUUUGGGUACUUACGGAUGUUAUCCAGCCUGUUUGCCAGGAUUUAAGCCGUACGGAAAGCCUGGAUCUAACGGAGAAGAGGAUUGCCGAGACGUAGACGAAUGUUCGCUUGGUUUGCACACCUGCAAGAAUUCUCAAGUCUGUCGUAAUACCAAUGGUUCUUACGUUUGUCAGACGUUGACUACUACUACGAGCACGACAACGAUCAGAACAAGUACCGCAGACUGGACAACGAACUGGACUACUUUAAGGACAACGAUUGAUUCUCGUGCGAAUAGGAUACAAAUCAACGAUCGUCAGUGGAGUGUGGAACCAUGUGCAUUGGGAUACAGAAGAAAUUCUGCAACAGGACAAUGCAUUGACAUAGAUGAAUGUGUAACAGGACCAGGUUGUCGAGAUCACGAGCGAUGUCGUAAUACUCUCGGUGGUUACGAAUGUUCUCCGCUUUGCAGCACUGGUUGGUACUUCAGCACGACGACGAAGAGUUGUCAGGACGUCGACGAGUGUCUUUUGGGUAGACACGAUUGUCCACAAGUGACCCAUCAAUGUAUUAACACGAAUGGUUCCUAUCAUUGCCAAUUGAUACCACCUUGUCAAAGUGGAUUCAAACGUGCCUUUAAUAGAAGCUGCGUUGAUAUCGAUGAAUGUUCUGAAAAUCUUCACGAUUGUCGCUUACAACUUUAUCAAUAUUGUGUUAACAAAGAAGGCAGCUAUGAGUGUUUAACACGUUUGCCUUCCUGUUCAUCGGGUUAUGAAUAUUCUUUGCAGAGCAGACGUUGCGAAGACGUGGACGAAUGCUUAAACGGUGAACAUACUUGUGAUGCUAGACUUUCACAAAGAUGCAUCAAUCUGCCAGGUACUUACAGGUGCGAACAACCACCAAUACCCGAACAACAUCAACGUCAACGACCUGCUUGUCCUUCUGGAUUUCGGUAUAAUUCAAGAUUGAGAAAAUGCACAGACAUUGAUGAAUGUGCCGAAGGAUUGGAUAGCUGUGGCGAAGAGAUUUGUUACAAUCAACCAGGUGGUUAUAGUUGUGCCAAAGCACCGAUUCCGAUAACUAGAAAGCCACCUACGACUCCGAUGACACCGGCAGCCGAUCAAAAGUGUUUAAAGGGUACGAAAUUCGUGAGAAAUCGUGGUUGCGUCGAUAUCGAUGAGUGUCGUGAAAUCGAGGAUGCUUGCAGUAGCAACGAACAAUGUAUUAAUACUAUGGGAAGUUAUACUUGUAAUUGUAGAACCGGAUUCAGACGCGAUAAUCUUACACAAGCUUGCAUUGAUAUAAACGAAUGCCAAUUAAAGGAAAACGAUUGUCUACCAACCCAACGUUGCGAUAAUACCAUAGGUAGCUAUAUUUGUACACGUUUCUUACCUUGCGGCACCGGUUACACGCUAAAUGCAGCGACUGAAAUAUGCGAAGAUGAUGACGAAUGUCUUCUUGGUACGCACGAUUGUAGCGAAGGUUAUCAUUGUCGAAAUACUCUUGGUUCUUAUCGUUGCGAUCGGAAUCCACGAGUGACAACUCCUCAGGCUCUUGUCGCUACGACGAUUUCAACAACUACCACGACAAUGGCACCAUUUUCUGUGUCUCCUAACGUUUCACCUGUUAAUUGUCCACGCGGUUUCGAAUCUUCUGGAAAUAAGUGUGUAGAUAUCGAUGAGUGUCAGAGAGUGCCAAGUCCUUGUGGUAGAACCAUGCAACGUUGCGUCAAUACUAUUGGCUCGUACAAGUGCAUGUCGAGAGUAAUCUGUGGUAAUGGAUUCACUUUGGAUUCUACGACUGGUCAGCACUGUAUAGAUAUUGACGAGUGUACUGAUAACAGUCACGAUUGUUCACCUGAACAGAUCUGCGAGAACAGGCAAGGUGGAUAUGUUUGCAAGUGUCCAGCUGGACAUACCGAUGGUCCCAAUAAAGAUUGCGUUGAUAUCGAUGAAUGUAGUAUUUAUGGGAGUGGUAUAUGUGGCUUGAAUGGUCGUUGUGAGAACACUGUUGGUUCGUAUCGAUGUUCUUGUGAUACAGGAUUUGAAAACAUUGUCGGUACAUCUGGUGGAAUGUGCCAGGAUGUCGAUGAGUGCCAACGAACUCCAGGAUUGUGUCAGCAUUAUUGCAUGAACGUUUGGGGUAGCUAUAGAUGUGGUUGCGAACCAGGUUUUAGAUUAAACGCGGAUAAUCGUUCCUGCACUGACAUAGACGAGUGUGAAGAGUUCAAGGAAAAUAAUCUUUGUGUUGGUAUAUGCGAGAACACGCCAGGUAGCUACGCUUGUAAAUGUCCCGAUGGUUAUAAACUCGGCACCGAUGGUCGAACGUGUCAAGAUAUCGACGAGUGUUCCAUUGGACCAGGUUGCAGAGAUCCCAAUGAGAUGUGUCAAAAUACGCGAGGUGGCUUUAGGUGUAACAGGAUCGAUUGUCCUGCAGGAUACGUCAAAGAUCACGAGAAACGAAAUCGCUGCGUUCGUGAAUCCAGGUUUUGUCAAAGCAAUGAUUAUGCUUGCUUCCGAAUGCCUUCUCAUUAUUCUUACAAUUACAUCACCUUCGUGAGCAUGUUUCCGUUACCACCAAGUGGUUAUAUUGAGCUCUUUACUAUGCGAGGAACUCAUCUACCAGGAUCCAACAUACAAUUCACUAUGGCACUUCUAGAAGUACGUGCGCCACCCGGUAUAACUCGUGCCACCGAAUCUUGCUUUUCACUGAAAAGGCCUUCAAUUAAUCAAGGCGUUAUAGCGAUGACUCGUAGCAUCCAAGGACCACAAGAGAUCGAGCUUAAUCUCAGUAUGGAGAUCUAUCAUAAUACCCUUUUCGUUGGUAGCGUAGUGGCCAAACUCUUUAUCUAUGUGUCACAAUACGAGUUCUAAACGAUCGUAAACGUUAAGGAUUUUAAGUUUUUUUUGGUUUUAUAUGCGCUUGUCUUUUCGAUAUUAUUAGAAACACGCACAAACUCUUCCAAAAAGUUGAUUUUACUGAAAAAAGCGCAUAAAGUCGUUGAUAGCUCUGUAAGUAAGUACUCAAAAAAAAAAAGUAAAGAAAUAAAUAAAAGAGACGAGAAAAUUCAUAUCCCAAUAUACUUCGUGUGCUUUAUCAAAAAUGCAAUUUUAUUAAAGAUUUCCUCUUUUUUCGUUUAGCCACUUUUUCCACAACGCUCGUUUAUGACUCUAUUAUUUUUAUUGCUAUAGCGGAAGCUAUGAAUAUAUCUAUUUAUCUUUAUGUUCUUUAUAUCACUAAACGAGAGUGUAAAAAAGGCUAACGAAUUUGAGAUCCUAAACAUUCCUACGCGUCGAUGAUCGUCUUCUGACGUUACGACACAUGAGUAACCUGAAUAGAAAAAGAGAGAUAUGUCUUAAUAAAAAAUAAAUGUAUAGUAUAGUUAAUAUCACUGCUUUACAAUUUACAUCAAACGAUUGCUGCACCACAUUGUAAUACCAUCGAAAAUAUUUCUACUCUCAAGCUUGCCGAUGAUAAAAGAUAUUGGCAUCGUAACGAUAAUAAUUGUACUAACAAUAGGAGUACUAUAGUGAUAUCAUUAACAAUAAUAAUAAUAAUAAUAAUAAUAAUAAUAAUAAUAAUAAUAAUAAUAAUAAUAAUGUUGAUGAUGAUAAUGACGACGAUGAUGAUAAUGAUGAUGACGAAGAAAAUGAUGAUGAUGAUAAUGAUGAUAAUAAUAAUUAUUAUUACAAUUGCAACUGUAGCAAUAAUAAUGACGAGUAUAGUAAUAAUCUCCAUAGUAAUAAUGUGUAAUAUUAAUAAUCGAUGAUUACGAUUACGGUAAUUAGCAAGAUUAACGUACACAGAACAAUAAUUAGAAUAACGAGCGUCCAAUUUUAUCGAUAUAUUAUGAUACCAUGCUAUCUGUAUAAUAUAUAAUUGAAAUGUAUUAAGAGAAAAAAGGAAAAUAUAAAACAAA
Messenger RNA from Vespula pensylvanica (western yellowjacket), 6159 nucleotides. RefSeq names its product fibrillin-1-like. The record is from RefSeq and is a predicted model, not a curated record. The coding region runs from base 227 to 5113 and encodes 1628 amino acids. The transcript is spliced from 19 exons. NCBI's taxonomy places the organism in Eukaryota, Metazoa, Arthropoda, Insecta, Hymenoptera, Vespidae. Gene Ontology annotation, molecular function: calcium ion binding.